AUGUUUUCUUCUGUUUUUGAUGACAACCCCUUCGCAGAGGAGUUUGAGGGCGAGUCACCGAUGCGUGAUGGCCGCUUAAGCGCCGCUGGCGUGGAGAAGCGUGAGCGCGACACGGAGGGUCUCGUGGAGGGCGAACCACCGCUGAAAAUGUCUUGCCAGGAAGUUGCCCCCGACGACGGCAGGGAGGCCGAUGCGGAGGUUGCCGCACCGUACAUUGGAUACCUGCUGGAAGACGCGGAGGAGGGCAACGAGGAGAAUGAAGGCACGGACGACAAUUACAUCGCAUUUCUUUGCCGCGUGGCGGAGAUGGAGGCGGCGCUGCGACAAUCCGCACGCGUGCAUCAGUUUAGGAUGACACUGGCAACGCAGGAAAAGGAUGCUCUUCACAGAAGCAUCGUUACUCUUCGACGCUCAUUGUUGGAAUCUCAGGAAAGCCGUCAAAAGGCCUCUCAGGGCGCCGCGAAGGCUGGUGGUGCCGAAAAGGCCGCGGAAUCGCAGGAGGAAAAGGAAAGUCCUGUCGAUCUCGCUGCUUUGCUUAAAUUUUGUGAUACCGUCACGAGGGCGAAGAGACUCUCCACGCACCUCCAUUUACUGCAGGGCUUAGAGAAAUGCCGAGACCAUGUGACGGGUGAACACCGCACCGCGUCCGUUGCGUCGGGGAGUUGGAUGCCUACACCGUCACUCACUGAAGUUGAAACGUCGUUCCGUCAACCCUGUCAUGCGGAGAUGCAAAAAUUUGAAGAUCUACGAGGUGCCAUGGAGAGGGCGCAGGGUCGAUGUGAUGCCCCCGUAGCACGUGUGAUGAUUGCGUUUCAAAAUGAAAUACAACGACUCUGCGCGAAGAGCGAUGCCUUGUCUGAGGUAAAAGCAUCCCUCGAGUCACAGGCCAAAGCACUGAUGGUGAGGUGGAACGAACACGUCUUGUGGGGAACUGAACGCUCACUCCUUGUUGCUGAGGAAAAGAUGCGGAGUCACUUGUUAGCUUCCCACCCCCCAUUCUCAGAGCAGCAGCUUUUUCUUCAGCAGAAACAACUACAGAAGCGACUUCACCGUACGGAAUUGGCUCUUGCGACGUUGCUUGCUGCUAUCACGGGUACGCAUCUGAAGUCGAUGACGCCUGCCGCCCUACAAGCCACGCUUUCUCGCCAGCAAGAAUUGGAAAGUCUACGGGAUCGGUUGAGUCGUGAGGUGUUUUACCUACGUAAACUUCUGCGCGACAAGUUGGUCACAUCUUCGCGACUUGUGUGCGACCCGAGCCUAGCUGCACAUACCACAGCGACAGCGGAAGAGGGAAAAACUGUCCUUUUGCAACACUUCUGUGCAUCACUUGCUGGGCGCUUAGCCGAGUUGACCGAAGGAAUUGUCUCAGAAUUAUUAGAAGGCUCUACGGCAUGUGCAACUUCCGCCGAACAGGAAGAACGCCUAUUUUUUUAUGAAACAAAGGCGGGAACGUUACAUGCUUCCAUUGUGGCAUUUCUCACUGAAAACGUUCGGCUGCAGCAGGAGAUUAAAGAUGCGGCGUUGAUCAAACUUAUGGCGACCCCCGACAGUAAUGCGGUCAUGCUUUUGGCCGAGCGGUUUCAGAACCUGCUUCAUUGCAAGCGAAAUUUGGGGCAUGGAGAGGAAGAAGAGGAGGAAGGACUCAGCAAUGACAGGAAAUGUGAAAAAGAAGAGAAUGAGGAAGACUUGGAUGAGCAGAAGCUGCUCGUUGAUACUUUCAUGGAGAGCACCGCAGGCCUUCUGAAGGUGCUCAAUGCACACUUGCAGCGCGUCACAGAACUUUUUAGAUGUGAGAAGCAUGGUUUUAGGGAGGCGGCGUUUCUUUUGCGAAUGAUAGUUGCAGCCGAUCGUCUCCUACUUGGGAAGGUUGGUGUGCCUCCCGCCGCUGGCUUCACAUAUGAUAUUGUCGAGGAGAUGGAAGAGGCCCAUGUCUGUUUUAAGCCGCCAAAGAACAUUCUGCAGCAGUUGCCCUCACUGAAUACACUUCAGGCGACUUUUGAAUCCCAUUCAAGGCGUCAUGCGGCAAGCCUCUUGACGCAAUACAGGGAGGCUGAGAGGACCCGGAAGGAAUUGCAGGAUGACGUGGAGUGGUGCAGGCAGCAGCCCCCGCAAAAUAUCGGGGCUGAUCUUCGUGGGGCCCAAAAGGAGCUGCAGAAUUUGAAAACCGCAUUAUUAGCGGCAGUGACCCGUGAAAAGGAAGUCGCAUCGCUUGAGAUUGAGCUGGUGAAGAGCAGGGAAAAACUUGCCGAGGUCCGUCUUGAGAAGCUUGCCCUUGAACAGGAACUCGCCGCGGCGGAGGAGCAGUUGCGAAUGGCUCAGGAGACGGAAGAGAGUGGAAAAAAUAAGGUGAUGGAUGCGCCGGCUCCUUUUGAGUUGCCGCCACCAGACCCCGCUGAGGGUGAUGACAGCAUACAUGACGAUUACGAUGCGAAUGGAUGA
Trypanosoma cruzi is the source of this 2439-nucleotide messenger RNA. RefSeq lists its product as uncharacterized. NCBI's taxonomy places the organism in Eukaryota, Euglenozoa, Kinetoplastea, Trypanosomatida, Trypanosomatidae. The transcript has a single exon. The record is from RefSeq and is a predicted model, not a curated record. Bases 1 to 2439 code for a protein of 812 amino acids.